Molecule: messenger RNA, 1469 nt
Organism: Hippocampus zosterae (dwarf seahorse)
Lineage: Eukaryota; Metazoa; Chordata; Actinopteri; Syngnathiformes; Syngnathidae
Product: cardiolipin synthase (CMP-forming)-like
Exons: 7
Coding region: 154-1176 (340 amino acids)
Biological process (GO): cardiolipin biosynthetic process
Cellular component (GO): membrane; mitochondrion
Molecular function (GO): cardiolipin synthase activity
Source: RefSeq, a predicted model, not a curated record
GGCUCCCCCUCGCGGCAGAUUUACGACAUUGCCGCGACUCUUUACGGCAACAUGGCAGCGCACUUGUUCCUGUCGGAACUCGUUCGGCCCUAAGCUGUAAAACUUCGUCAUGGCGCGGCGGACGCAUGGCUCGCCGACGGAGUACAGGUGAACAUGAUAAUUUUAUGUUUUCGGAGCCCUCCGGCGCCGCUGUGCCGCAAAGCCGCCGAGUGUCUGCUGUCGGCGCGGUUCGGUGCUGCGUGUCGGCAAGAGGAGGUGAAGACGACAUGGCGGCUCCGGCGCGGAACACUCGUCCUCCCGGGGCCAGGAGGCUCCUGGAGUCUCGGCCUCAGAUGGGCGGACCUCCGCGCUCCCCGUCGCCUCGGCCCGCUUCUGUCGACGCGGUGGGGGCCGUGUCGGACCCAGCUCGUGCUACGCGGAGGUCACGGCAGCUUGGCGGUCAACUCCCGGGCUCUCCUGUCCACCGGAGGCCGAGAGUUCAGGGGGAAGAACGACCAGAAAGCGGACACGCCGCAGGGGGAGGCCUUCCCGGUACCCGGACAGGGCCUGUUUAAGUUUAAAGAACUGUACGAGAACCCGUGGACAAUCCCCAACCUGUUGUGCGUGUGUCGGAUAGUCCUGGCUCCUUUCCUGGGCCACCUGAUCAUCCAACAACACUUCCACCUCAGCCUGGCGCUCUUCACACUCGCCGGAGCCACUGACCUGCUGGAUGGUUAUAUCGCCAGGACGUGGCCCACGCAGAAGUCAGCGUUAGGAAGUGCCCUGGACCCGCUGGCGGAUAAAAUCCUCAUCAGCAUUUUAUAUAUCAGCCUCACGUAUGCAGACAUCAUACCAGCACCACUGACGGCUCUGGUGGUCUUCAGGGACAUUGGUUUGAUCGCAGCGGUCUUUUGGGUCAGAUACAAGACGGUGCCGCCACCGGUGACCCUCAGUAAGUUUUUUAACCCCUGCUACACGACUGCUCAACUCAAGCCGACGCUAUUCAGCAAGGUGAACACAGCCAUCCAACUGGUUCUGGUCGCGGCAUCCUUGGCGGCUCCAGUCUUCCAGUACACCGACAGCAUCUUGCUGCAGGGCUUGUGGAUCAUCACCGCUGCGACCACCGCGGCAUCGGGCUACAGCUACUGGCACUACGGCCGUAAGACCGUCCGGGUGCUAAACACCAGGUCGCCAUGACGACAGCAAAAAUCACUCGUUAACAAGCCCGAGACAAACGAGGCACGAGUCGGACACGCGAGUGCCGGAUGACGGCCAAGAGUGGUGAGAACAAACAAAUGGCUGCUAAGGCGUGUCGCCAUGGCGAUGACUCGCCGCAGAUGGUGGUCCCGCCGCUCAUCCACUGGACCCACUGUAUGUAGAAAGAGCUUCUUCUAUUUUUACACAGAGCAAUCACCGUCACAUUACUGUACGUAUGAGUCGCGUAUGAAUGUUUGAUUUAUCAAUAAAAUUGAAAAUCUGUCCAAUGCAAA